Haplochromis burtoni (Burton's mouthbrooder) is the source of this 1968-nucleotide messenger RNA. RefSeq names its product aldehyde dehydrogenase family 3 member A2. The record is from RefSeq and is a predicted model, not a curated record. Gene Ontology annotation, cellular component: cytoplasm. Gene Ontology annotation, molecular function: aldehyde dehydrogenase (NAD+) activity. Gene Ontology annotation, biological process: aldehyde metabolic process. The transcript has 11 exons. The coding region runs from base 144 to 1613 and encodes 489 amino acids. NCBI's taxonomy places the organism in Eukaryota, Metazoa, Chordata, Actinopteri, Cichliformes, Cichlidae.
CUUGUGCUGAUUGGUCUUUUCCUUGAUUGUCAUGCAUACCGUCCAUUUGCUGCCGUCGUCAUUCCUGGGCUUGUUUUAACAGAUUGUGUCCAGUUGGAGGUCAAUACUGGAACCAGCUGGAGUGGAAUAGGGACUUUUUAAGGAUGUCCCGACAACAACUGGCCGUGCAGCGGGCCAGGAAGUCCUUCCAGACGGGAAAAACCAAACCUCUGGAAAGCAGGAUCCACCAGCUGAGGAACCUGCUCCGCUUCGUUACAGAGAGACGGAAGGACAUAGCAGAGGCUGUCAAGAAGGACCUCAGCAAGAGUGAACAUGGGACGGAGCUAUUUGAGACACUGGGAGUGGUGGGUGAGAUCAAGCUCGCUAUCGAGAAGCUAGCCGAGUGGGCAGCUCCUCGGCCAGUGGAGAAGAGCCUCCUCACCAUAUCGGAUGAGGUCUUCGUGCAUCCCGAGCCCCUUGGAGUGGUCCUCAUCAUUGGUGCUUGGAACUAUCCCUGGGCUGUCACCCUGCAGCCGCUGGUCGGAGCUAUUGCUGCCGGUAAUGCAGCUGUAAUAAAACCAUCUGAGGUCUGCUGUCACUCUGCUAAGGUCAUGGAGGAGCUCCUCCCUCGGUAUCUGGACAAGGACCUGUACCCGGUAGUGACCGGUGGAGUGCCAGAAACCCAGGAGCUGCUCAGGCAGAGAUUUGACCACAUUUUCUACACGGGCAGCAGCGCAGUAGGCAAACUGGUGAUGGAAGCUGCAGCUCGCAACCUCACCCCAGUCACCCUGGAGCUGGGAGGGAAGAGCCCCUGCUACAUCGACAAGAACUGUGACAUCACUGUUGCGUGCCGUCGCAUCACGUGGGGAAAGUUUGUCAACUGUGGACAGACGUGUAUCGCUCCGGACUAUGUCCUGUGUGAACCCUCCAUCCAGAGCAGAGUACAGGAGGAGAUCAAGAACUGCAUCAAGGAGUUUUACACAGAUGAUCCAAAGACUUUUGAGGACUACGGACGAAUCAUCAACAAGCGGCAUUUUAAGAGAAUCAUGGCUCUCAUGGAGGGCAGCACAGUUGUUGUUGGUGGAGACUCUGAUGAAUCCCAGUGCUAUAUAGCUCCCACUGUGCUGAAGAACGUUACAGGCGAAUCCAAAGUGAUGAAGGAGGAGAUCUUCGGGCCACUGCUGCCCAUCAUCACAGUGAGCGGUGUGGAUGAGGCCAUCCAGUUUAUUAACGAGAGAGAGAAGCCGCUGGUCAUCUAUGUCUUCUCCAAUGAGAACAAGCUGAUCAAAAGAGUAAUAGCUGAGACAUCCAGUGGAGCUCUGCUGGCUAAUGACUGUCUGGUUCACUUCACUGUCAGCUCGCUGCCCUUUGGAGGAGUUGGUCACAGUGGUAUGGGAUGCUACCACGGUCGCUACGGCUUUGACCAGCUGAGCCACAUGCGCAGCUGCCUAAUCAAACAGCUGAAGAUGGAAGGAGUGAACAGCAUGCGUUACCCCCCACACACUGCCAAGAAACUGGGCUGGGCUCGGUUCUUUCUGCUCAAGCAGAUCAAUUUGGGCAGGCUGCGUCGCAUGAUGCUGCUGGCUAUGUUUGUGGGCGUGGCAUCGUUUGUGGUGCAGAGGUUCCUGCGAUGAAGCAGGUAGAUGGCGCUGUGCCGGCGCUGAGGCGAUCCCGGGACAGCCACAUGGACUAAUCACAGCACUGCGGAUGUUUCAUGCUCCAUGAUAUUUCACUGAUAUUUGUUUUUCUUCUGUUAUUGUUGCAUCUCCUUUCUGUUACACGUUUAGCUACACUUUGAGUUUAAUUCUUCAGUAUUCACUCUGGUAGAUAUUGAAAAUACAAACCUGUCUGUGAUGCUGUGAUUCUUUUAAGAAUAAAAACGAAAUCACUGUUAACUCCUGCUUUAGAGGUAAGCCAGCAAGAUGCCAGCUCUCCGUGUUAAUGUCUGUUCUGCCUGCUGUUGAACAUCAAUAAAAAGUUCAUAGUCAG